Messenger RNA from Effrenium voratum, 1649 nucleotides. NCBI's taxonomy places the organism in Eukaryota, Dinophyceae, Suessiales, Symbiodiniaceae. The record is from the annotation of a GenBank genome assembly.
GGCAAGGCAGCGCGGCGAGGGAGAGGGCUUCGAGCUGGUGAGCAAGAUGAAGAAGUUGGAGGACGAACUUUGGCAACGAGGUAGAGUUCAUCGUGUAGUGCUGACUGGAGGUCCUUGCGGUGGAAAGAGUACUGUCAUGAGCGACCUGGUGCAAAUGCUGUCUGAAAAGAACUUUGUUGUGUUCACUAUGCCGGAGAUAGCAACAGAAAUGUUCAAUUGGUCAGGUGGCCGGAUGUGGUCAGACUUUGCAGAGGAUGGCCCCGCAGACAAUGAGACCUGGGCACAGCUCCAGUAUGAAAUGACCAGUUUGCAGAUGCACGUCGAAGACAGCAUCCUGAUGAUGGCCAGGCAAUCCUUGACGAAGCGAAGGAUGCUUCCUGAUCCUCCGCGAGGAGCAGUCAUUCUUCUUGAUAGGGGUGUGGUGGACAAUGUCGCAUACUGCACAGAGGAAGCAUGGUCUAUGGUUCAGGAGAAGCUUGGCACAACCACUGCACGGCUUCGUGACAGGCGUUAUGAUCAUGUCAUCCACUUGGUCACAGCCGCCAAUGGGGCAGAGAAGUUCUACACGCUGCAGCAAGCUGAAGGUAAUGGCACGGAGAGUGCUCGCCAUGAGACGUCCGAGCAAGCCCGUGCCAUGGAUGUGAAGACGCAACAGGCAUGGUUGGGCGUCAAAAAUCACCACAUCGUUUCGAAUGAAGGUAAGGAUUUUGCAAAGAAACGAGAGGACGUCAAGAACAUUGUCCGGAGGAUAAUUGGCGAUCCUGUCACAGUCGAGCGUAAGUCGCGCUGGGUGUGCGACUUCUUGAGCCGCGACGAAGUGAAGCGCCUUCUUCGACUAGACCCGCAGGCUGGCUACAUGUCGUUCAGCGAGGUCCGAAGCACACUGUUGAGUGACAAGGUUCGUCUUCAGAAGAGAACGAUGCAGGACAGGACACUCUCCUAUUUCUAUCAGGACAUGAAGGAGGAUGGGACCGUCGAAUUGCAGUUCGAAAUGGAUGCUUGGCACUACCAAAAGAAGUUCCGGGCAUCAGAAGCUGGUCAUGAGACGGCAGUUAAAGAUGCCUCGGUAGGGGCAGAAGGUCACACUUUCGACAGCUUGGAGGACUGUUUGUCAGGCAUAUGCUCUUCAUGGCACACGUGGAGCGUUGCUCCAUCCAGGAACAGAUCAUCACCUUCAUCUACAACGGCACGUUCAUCAGGUCACACUUCUUUCAGACUCCUGCGAAGGAGUCAAUGCUCGUCGUGGAAGUGGAGGCCUCGCCGGAGGACGCAGCGCAGAAGCUUCCAAGAUGGCUUCGCCCGAAAGGCACUGUUGACGAGCUUUGCCCAUGCUCGAAACUGCUUGCUUUGGCGUGACCUCGUACUCAGAUGCCUUGGUCCAGUGACAAGGUGACAAGGCACUUGGACUAUUUGAUGGCCUUCCACCAUGGUGUGGCCGGCAAUCCGUAGGGAUAUGCUGGCUGUGCGCACACAUGGCGCCGCGUGCAAGAAAAAUCUCUAGCGACGCGGUAGUGUAGCGACGAAGCCAAGAGCGAAGUCCACAAUUGAGGCAUCGCUAUUGUGAAGUGCCCAGUCAAGUUGGGGCUCGCAAAUAAUUGCAGCAACACUUGGGUAUAUUUGUAUGUCAGCAUGCUGCACAGAUCGCACAG